Messenger RNA from Falco peregrinus (peregrine falcon), 4386 nucleotides. It is a transcript of the gene OTUD7B, whose product is annotated as OTU deubiquitinase 7B. Gene Ontology annotation, molecular function: DNA binding; cysteine-type deubiquitinase activity; zinc ion binding. Gene Ontology annotation, cellular component: cytoplasm; nucleus. Bases 286 to 2859 code for a protein of 857 amino acids. The transcript is spliced from 13 exons. NCBI's taxonomy places the organism in Eukaryota, Metazoa, Chordata, Aves, Falconiformes, Falconidae. The record is from RefSeq and is a predicted model, not a curated record. Gene Ontology annotation, biological process: protein deubiquitination involved in ubiquitin-dependent protein catabolic process; protein K63-linked deubiquitination; protein K48-linked deubiquitination.
CGCGCACAGGGCGCAGGGUGUGGUGACCGAGCGAGAAAGACUGUUUGUGUAAGGAUCGAGCUUAGCAGAGUUCAGAGCUCGGGGUGACUCACGGCUCGCUGCAUCGCUCCACUUGAAACGACGCUGUGCUGCGGUGCUGGUGUGGGCUGGGGGGAAGAGACCCUGACUGAUGGCUCAGAAUCCCGGCAGGAGCAGCAGAGGAGCCUGCAGGUCGAUGCCGCGGUGCUGAUCCGGCGCCGCCGACCCCAGCUGCCCAGCGGGAUCCAUGAGCGCACCACCUCGGCUAUGGACAUCGUCCUGUCGGAUUUUGUUCGCUCAACGGGGGCAGAGCCGGGACUGGCCAGAGACCUCCUGGAAGGCAAGAACUGGGAUCUGAGCGCAGCCCUGAGUGACUUCGAGCAGCUGAGGCAAGUGCACGCCGGCAACCUACCCCAUUCCUUCAACGAGGGACGCGGCUACAGACCCCCCGAAAAAGAAGCGGCUCGUCCCGGGCGCCCGCCGCUCCAGCGGCAGGAUGAUAUUGUGCAAGAAAAGCGCCUGUCUCGAGGCAUCUCCCACGCCAGCUCAACCAUCGUCUCCCUGGCCCGCUCCCACGUCUCCAGCAACGGCAGCAGCGAACAUCUGCUGGAGAUGCCCAUUUGCACCUUCCAGCUGCCCGACCUCACCGUCUACACCGAGGAUUUCCGCAGCUUCAUCGAGCGAGACCUCAUUGAGCAGUCCAUGCUGGUGGCACUGGAGCAGGCUGGUCGGCUGAACUGGUGGGCGAACGUGGAUCCCAGUUGCCAGCGGCUGCUUCCACUGGCCACCACCGGCGACGGGAACUGCCUGCUCCACGCCGCCUCCCUGGGUAUGUGGGGUUUCCACGACCGAGAUCUCAUGCUUCGCAAAUCCCUUUACACCCUGAUGGAUAAAGGCGUGGAGAGGGAAGCCCUGAAGCGGAGGUGGCGCUGGCAGCAGACACAGCAGAACAAGGAGUCUGGUCUCGUCUACACCGAAGAGGAGUGGCAGAAGGAGUGGAACGAGCUGAUCAAGCUGGCAUCCAGCGAGCCUCGCGUGCACUACGGCACCAACGGCGGCGGCUGCGGGGGCGUUGAAAGCUCGGAGGAGCCGGUGUACGAGAGCCUGGAGGAGUUCCACGUCUUUGUCCUCGCCCACGUGCUGAAGCGACCCAUCGUGGUGGUGGCGGACACGAUGCUGCGGGACUCGGGGGGAGAAGCCUUUGCCCCUAUUCCCUUUGGAGGGAUCUACCUUCCCCUGGAGGUACCAGCCAACAAAUGCCACCGUUCUCCGCUGGUCCUGGCAUACGACCAAGCCCAUUUCUCUGCCCUGGUGUCCAUGGAGCAGAAGGAAACCACGAAAGAUCAAGCCGUGAUCCCCCUGACGGACUCGGAGCACAAGCUGCUCCCCGUGCACUUCGCCGUGGAUCCGGGGAAGGACUGGCAGUGGGGGAAGGACGACAGCGACAACGUCAAGCUGGCCAGUGUGACGUUAUCGCUGGAAGCGAAGCUGCACUUGCUGCACAGCUACAUGAAUGUGAAAUGGAUCACGUUGCCUUGUGACACGCAGGCGCCUCUGGCCCAGCCGGAAUCCCCUACAGCCUCCGCGGGCGACGAUGCUCGUUCAGCUGUGGAGUCGGGCGAGUCGGACAAGGAGUCGGUCUGCAGCAGUUCGGCAAGCAACGGCGGCGGCAGGGCUUGCAAGGACAAAGAGAAACCAAAGAAAGACCGAGAAAAAGAGAAGGAAAAAGAUAAAAAACGGGCAGACUCGGUUGCCAACAAGCUGGGCAGCUUUGGCAAGACUUUGGGAAGCAAGCUAAAAAAGAACAUGGGCGGCUUGAUGCACCCCAAGACGAUGAAGGGAGGCGUGAGCAAUGGGCAGGGAGACACCCUGGAGAAGAAGAAGAAAGGAUCCUUGAAGUCAAGGAAAGGCAGCAAAGAGGAAUCUUCCCAAGGAGACUUGUCAGCUCCUGUGGAGAAGAGCUGCCCGGGUAAAGCACCCCCCGAAAAGCCGUCGGACCCCUACAAGUACAGCAACGACGUCCGGCUGAGCCUGAGCAUCCUGCGCGCUGCCAUGCAGGGGGAGCGCAAGUUCAUCUUCGCCGGCCACCUCAAGACCAGCAACCGGCACCAGUACCAGGAGGAGAUGAUCCAGAGGUACCUCCUGGAUGCCGAGGAACGCUUCCUGGCCGAGCAGAAACAAAAGGAGGUGGAAAAGAAGGCGCUGGGGAGCGCUGCCCCUGCCAAGAAGCCGGAGCCCGAGGCGAGCGCCCACAAGGGCGAGGAAGCGAUGCUCGGCCCCGCUUACCCCCCGCCUCCCCCCGCCUACCCCCUCCAGACCCCGGAUCUGGCCGUCGGCGCUAAAAUAACGGCUUUUCCCUCCGGCUAUUCGGGCGUUUUCACCUUUCCCAGACCCUCCCUGGUCAGCGGGGGGGAGGGCUCGCACCCCCCCGGCUACCCAGAUGGCCGGCGGCAGGUAGCCGGGGGGUCCUGCCUUCCUCCCUACGCCACCUUACCCCGGCACUGCCCCCAGGCGCGGGCGAACCCCCACCAAAGCAGCCCCCCCCAGCUGGGGAGGUUCUCCCCCACGGACAUGGACAUCCAUCCCAGCCUCCCGGUGGGCUCAGCCUGCCUCCCCCCGCACAGCAACGGCUACAGGGACCCCCCGGAGCAGGACAGCGCGCAGAAAGGGACGUCGGCGGAUAAAAAUAAAAGCCGGCUGCUUUAUAACGUGCAGCAGACCAAAUGCAAGCAGCCGAACUGCAGUUUUUAUGGACAUCCAGAAACUGGGAAUUUCUGCUCCUGCUGUUACAAGGAGGAGCUGAAGCGCAAGGAGCGGGAGGCUGUGGGGCACAGGUUCUGAGCGCUGCCCCCGGCGCCCACCUUGGGACCCCUGAGAGAUGGGGAAUGCAAUAAUAUUGGGGUUUUGUUGUUUUUUGUUGUUAAACAUCCCCCCUCCACCCUCCUUUCCCUGCCUGUGGAAGGAGGGGAGCGGGCCGGAGGGCUGAGAAAUGGGGGUUUGGCUGGGGUGAUGGAGGCGAUGCGGGGAAAGGGGGGGCGGGGGGAGGCAAAGCAGCCCCCCACUCCCAGAGCCGCUGCCGGAGGGAGGAGGAUGCUUUUAAGAGGCUUCUUCAGGCGAGGGGCGAGCAGGAUUAGCAGAGGCCGUGCUUGGGUUGGAGUACGGGGUGGAAAAGUUGGGGGGGGGGGGGGGAAUCCUUCAAAAUGAUCCAAUAAACCAGACCAAAGCUUUCGGAGAGGGGGGGCAGGGGGAGCAGCCCCCCCCCCACCGGGUCCUUCCAGCCGGAUUCUGCCGUCACUAACCGCUCCGAAUCGAGCGAGUUCAGUUUGAACGUCCCAAACCUUUGAAUCGCGACAUUAUUUAUGGUUUGAACCCCGGUUUUAUUUUAUAUUUCUUUUUUUUUUUUUUUUUUUUUUUUUUUUUUUUUUUUGCUGGUACUGAGCGAAACUUCAUUGGAAUUGGACUUGGAAUUGGGACAUUAUCGGGAUUUUGGUUAUUUUUUUUUCGGUUGAAUCAUCGGAGCCUGGCUCCGUCGGAUGUUGCUGAGCCGUUGUCAGCAGCGGGCUCAGGGCUCUAACCCGGUUGGGGUUUUUAAAAUAUUAUUUUGAAUCUUUCUUGGGGGUGGGAGGGAGACGGGGGGGGGGCGGUCACAGUGCUCGAGUGGUUUGGAGGGGUUUUUUUGUUUUUUUUUCCUGCAGAAGUAUGUGCAAAAACCCUUCUGGUCGCGGGGCGGUCGACCCGACUUAGUAAGAAGGGAGAGAAGCGAGGUCAGUGUCUCCAGCCAGCAAUAACCGUCGGCGCGGGCAGGUAGCGCGGACACGGAGCAUCCCGCGGCACCGGGAGGUCAAUCCGGCCGCCCGCAUCCCUCCGGAGCCGCGCGCCCCCAGCCAUAAUUCUUUUUUUUUUUUUUUUUUCUACUUGAGCAAAGCUACUGCCGUACUACCUCCGUUCUGCUGAAUCGAAUUAACUCGGCUCCAUUUUGCUGAGCCACGUAACCGACCUUAGGCUGAGGAAUAUUCAACGAUAUUUUUUUGGAUAAUAGGGCUAAAGAGCGAGACGUUAAUUAAAAAAAAAAAAAAAAAAAACACGAACCCGUAACUAACUUGAUGCGAUGUGGUCCAUGACGUUCCCUUCUCCCCCCGCAUCCCAGCCCCUGCGGCGUCAGAUGCCGUACGCUCCCCUUCACGUCUUGCAGGGUGGGUUUAACUUUAGCACUGCAAUGUUUGCACAGAUUUAUUAUUUUUAUUCUAAUUUUUUUUUUUUUUUCGUAACUACAGCUCCCAAACCGGACUCGAUCCUGUAUAGAGCAAGGUUCAGCGUUUUACCACGUGAAAAUAAAACAUGAGUUAUUACCGAGAAUUCAAAGCUUUA